AUGCCAGGCCCAAUUCCACUUCGCAUGCAGCAAGUGCAUCUUGGUCGAGGCGCACUUGGCCACUUGGCCAUCAACCCAACACACGAUACACCAAAAACUGUUUAUGCAGGUGAACAUGCGGCACAGGAGUCUAUUCUGCUCAAAAGAUGCCCUGGAGACAUCUGGCCAGGCGGUACAUCGUACACAUAUGGCUGCCCGCGGCCGAUCCUCAUGUACCAGCACCACCAUAAGCAAUUGAUCCUGUUUCAUGAGUCGAUCACGGUUGCUAUCGUAGAUAUUGUCAGAAGAUGGUUCGCAGAUCGAGAUGCAAGAUUCCCAGAGAGAAUGCCACUUCUCGAAGAGGAAGAGAAGUUGUUGCAGUGGAUGGAUUCGCAAGUCGCACAGGGUAACCUCGCACCUUACUCGGCAGCAACUCUCGGGUCCUGGAGACCAGACUUUCUUGUUGAGGAUGACAAGGGUUACGAAAACUUUCGUCUAACAGAGAUAAAUGCCCGCUUUUGUUUCAAUGGGUUCAUGCAUGCUAGCUACGGGCAGACAGCGCUCGACUCAAUGGGAAUGCAAAGGUCGGGACUGGUCGGUGCCGCAGACGGAGCAGAGUUUUUCAACGGACUUCUUCGACUUUUCCGACACGAUCGACCGCUUCAUCUCUUGAAAGGCGAAGAGAAAGGAAUCGACAUUGGCAUGUUUAUCCAUGCUGUUCAGUUUCGUCUCGGUAUGACUCCGCGCCUGAUCACUCCUAGUGAUUUGAGACUGGUUCCGGACCCCGAUGACCCAAAUCGCACCCUGCUCUGCUGCUUGGUCAAAUUUCCUACCACAAGUACAUCAAUGUUGAAAACACAAAGCGGAGAGGUGGUGGAAGAGAUCCACCAAGUUGGGCUGGAGCUUCAUCAGCGCGAGCUCGCCGCUCUAGAUGCGGAGAUGAUGCAUCACAUCAGCCUGCGCUGCUUCAACGACAUGCGCACAAUUCUACUCGUGCACGACAAACGCAUGCUUGGCAUCAUCCAGCAGGAGCUGUUGCCCAUGGUGCGUCGUGGCGUACUGACAGUGGAUCAGGCGCAGGCGCUUGCCAAGGGAAUCGCCGACACGGCCCUACCCGGCUCGGCGUACAUGGGGGAUUUGCUCCGCCAGUCUCAGGCCAAUCCGAGCCUGAAGGAUGAAUAUUUGCUCAAGCCUAUCCGUGGAGGCAAGGGAGCGGGGAUCGUGUUUGGCGAGGACCUUGGCGCCGACCAGUGGCAGGCUGCGCUGCGAGACCUGCAGAGUCCCAAGCUGAAUCCUGCGGGUGCGAGCUAUGUGGCACAGCGCAAGGUUCUGCAGCACAACUAUGACCUGGUGCUAAAGGGAUGUGGAAAGAUCCUGACGCAGCCUCUGGUUGGAACAUACCACACCGUGCAUGGUGCGUACCUCGGCAUCGGCACCUGGCGGAGCAGCGGUGGUCGAAUUUGCGCGGUGAGCAGCGGAGGUGCCUGGAUCUGCUCCGUGAUUAGCCCUCAUUAA
This is a messenger RNA of Beauveria bassiana ARSEF 2860, 1494 nucleotides long. RefSeq names its product Ser/Thr protein phosphatase family protein. Bases 1 to 1494 code for a protein of 497 amino acids. The transcript has 3 exons. NCBI's taxonomy places the organism in Eukaryota, Fungi, Ascomycota, Sordariomycetes, Hypocreales, Cordycipitaceae. The record is from RefSeq and is a predicted model, not a curated record.